AUGCCGAGUGGUUCAGGCGUCAAAAUUUAUAUUGGCAACCUUCCGGAUCGAGCCAGGUCGGAAGAUAUUAAGAAUUGCUUUUCGAAGUAUGGUACCGUAGUCAAUAUGGAACUCAAAGGAAACUAUGGAUUUAUAGAAUAUGAAGAACGCCGAAUGUGUGAUGAAGCUAUCAGUCAUCUUCAUGGAACCGAAUUUCAGGGAUCUCAACUCCGUGUUGAAUUUGCUCACACCGAAAGAAAUGGAAGUUAUAACAACAAAUUUAGAGAAGGAAAAUCCAGCGAUACAUGUUUCAAAUGCGGUCAAGUCGGUCAUUGGGCACGAGAAUGUUCUAGCAACGCUCGAGAAUUGGUUUCUCGUAAACCUGGGGGUCGUUACGAAGAUAGACGCACUACAGACAGCUAUGUUAGGGAACCUUAUAAUGGCAGAGAAAACAGAGACAAAUACGAUAGAGACGAAAGAUACCCUCCUCCACUGCCUAUAGAACGUGGUGGCUAUGAACGUCCUUAUGAUCGCUAUGGCAGGGAACCUCCUGAGCUGGAAUACAGAAGAGACUAUCAAAAUUACGAUCGCAAUUACUAUCCUCCUCCCAGGGAAGGGUAUGAAAGAGAUGGAUAUGAUCGUAGACCAUUACCACCAGAUGUUGCACCGUACGCUGCUAGGGGCAGAACAGGUUCUCCACCACCACGUCGUGGCAGCUAUGAUAGGGGAAUAAGGGAAGCACCACCACCACCUACCUAUCGUGGUCGCUCCCCACCGCCGCCUUCCCGCUAUCCCGAACAAAUUAUUGGACCACAUUCUAUGAGACCCAUAUCUCCACGUACUGGAGGAAUUUACAGGCGUCGUUCUAUGAGCCCAAUGAGAAACAACAGGGCUCCCGUUUCUUAUUCUGGACGACAAAGAUCACCAAGUCCUAUAGGUAGAACAGGGCCACCUAGACGCGGACCAAGAACCCCUUCUCCACCUAGACGCUAA
Molecule: messenger RNA, 972 nt
Organism: Acaulospora morrowiae
Lineage: Eukaryota; Fungi; Glomeromycota; Glomeromycetes; Diversisporales; Acaulosporaceae
Source: the annotation of a GenBank genome assembly